AUUGAACGCACCAUCAGACUCCACGCAGCCAGCAGCGUCUCUGUUUGGCUCAAAGUGACCCGCUGCCGGGUGAACAGUACUACACACCAAACAAACCAGUCAUGGAGGUGAUGUGUCUGUUUCGGUGGCAGCAGAGCAGUCAGACAGCGGACCGCAGGAUGAAACGGUAGCUUCAGAGCCGUCUGGACUACACGAGGCGGUGAAUACAAAAGGAACCGCCGAGGAGGGAAGACGAUGGUGGGCAGAGCAGCAGCAGCAACAGCAGCAGGAGUAGGAACGGGUUUCUGAAGACCACAGAUAACUUCAAAAACGGGGGUUAUGUAAGAAAAUCUUCCAGCAUGUCGGAUCCGAGUCACUGGUCUGCGGUACCGAGCCAGAACAAGUCCCAUUUUGUUCCGGGAGCGUUGCUGAAACGCUCAAAAAGCUGUCGCAGCAGCAACAGGAAGAGCCUCGGUGUCGGGACGCCGUCACCCACACUGUCCCGGCCGCUCUCCCCCCUCUCUCUCCACACUGCUGCAAGCAGCCCUCUAGACAGCCCCCGAAAUGUGUCGACCAGUGCCUGCCUCAACUUUCCAUUUGCACGAAGAGCUGAGGGCCGGAGAUGGUCUCUGGCAUCCCUCCCCUCGUCUGGCUAUGGAACGAAUCCACCGAGCUCCACUGUCUCGUCCUCCUCGUCCUCCCAGGAGCGUCUUCACCAGCUUCCCUACCAGCCAACACAAGACGAGCUACACUUCCUCUUCAAACACUUCCGCAGUACAGACAGCAUAACCGACGAGGAUGGGCGGCCCUCGACGACGGUCAUACGACCUCGGUCUCGGAGCCUCAGCCCCGGGCGAUCGAGUGUCUCCUUUGAUAACGAGAUAGUGAUGAUGAACCAUGUUUACAGAGAAAGAUUUCCAAAGGCCACAGCCCAGAUGGAAGACCGCUUGUUGGAAAUUGUCACCCACUGCUCUCCAGACAGCUCCCUCCCGCUGGCUGACGGGGUGCUGGGCUUCAUCCAACACCAGUUGGUCGAGCUGGUCAGAGACUGUCUGGACAAGUCCCAGAAAGGCCUGGUUACAUCCCGCUACUUCGCUGAACUGCAGGAGAAGCUGGACAAGCUGCUGCAUGAGGCCUACGAGCGCUCUGAAAGCGAGGAGUUAACUGUCAUCAUCCAGCUGGUGAGGAAGAUCCUCAUCAUAAUCUCUCGACCGGCUCGCCUCCUUGAGUGUCUGGAGUUUGAUCCGGAAGAGUUUUAUCACCUACUUGAGGCAGCAGAGGGUCACGCCAAAGUCGGCCAGGGAAUCAAGACGGACAUCCCUCGAUACAUCAUCAACCAGCUGGGACUGACGCGGGAUCUGUUAGAUGACAUGGUACAGCUUGAACAGUAUGAUGCCAGUCCCUCAGUGUCAGUGGAACCAGAUGCCAAUGUUGAGACUAAGGCCCCACAGACCCUGACCCCAACUCGGAGGAAACCUCUCGAGAGUGAUUUUGAGACCAUCAAACUCAUCAGUAAUGGGGCUUACGGGGCCGUGUAUCUGGUCCGCCACAAGGAGACCCGCCAACGGUUUGCCAUGAAAAAGAUAAAUCGUCAGAACCUGGUCCUGAGGAACCAGAUCCAGCAGGCGUUUGUGGAGAGAGACAUCCUAACUUUUGCAGAGAACCCUUUUGUUGUCUCCAUGUUCUGCUCCUUUGAGACACGACGUCACCUCUGCAUGGUCAUGGAGUAUGUGGAAGGUGGCGAUUGCGCCAACUUGCUGAAGAACAUGGGCCCACUGCCUGUAGAAAUGACAAGGAUGUACUUCGCUGAAACCGUCCUGGCCCUGGAGUACCUUCACAACUAUGGCAUCGUACAUCGAGAUUUAAAACCUGACAAUUUGUUGAUUACGUCCAUGGGACACAUCAAGCUAACGGACUUUGGGCUGUCUAAAAUUGGCCUGAUGAACAUGACCACUAACCUGUAUGAAGGUCACAUAGAGAAAGACACAAGAGAGUUUGUUGACAAACAGGUGUGUGGUACUCCAGAGUACAUUGCCCCAGAGGUGAUCCUCAGGCAGGGUUAUGGGAAACCAGUGGACUGGUGGGCGAUGGGGAUCAUCCUGUACGAAUUCCUGGUCGGCUGUGUUCCAUUCUUUGGUGACACACCCGAGGAACUUUUUGGACAAGUUGUCAGUGAUGAAAUCAUUUGGCCUGAAGGAGACGAUGCCUUACCUGCUGAUGCUCAGGACGUGAUCACCCGUCUGUUGAGACAGAGCCCUCUAGACCGACUGGGAACUGGCAGCGCCUCAGAGGUCAAACAGCACCCCUUCUUCUUUGGUUUGGACUGGAACGGACUACUGCGACAGAAAGCGGAAUUCAUUCCUCAGCUGGACGCAGAGGACGACACCAGCUACUUCGACACUCGAUCAGAGCGCUACCAUCAUUUGGCAUCUGAUGAGGAUGAGGAAACCAAUGAUGAAGAGUCUUCUUUGGAAAUCCGACAGUUUGCUUCCUGGUCGCAUCGCUUCAGCAAAGUUUACAGCAGCACAGAACAUCUGGCGACGCCGUCCAACCUGAGCUUCUCCUCUGACCGCAGCCACAGUGAGGACAAGGAGGACCGCGGGGAGGUGGGAGGGCUCAGUCCCUCCCCGAGCCCAGCGGAGGGCAGCGUGGAGCGCAUACACCCUGGACGCAUGGCCAGCCUUCGCCCUCGGGCCUCUUCUAGCUCCUCCCAGUCUGAGAGGAGCACCAGCCCUCUGGUGAUGAGCAGCACCCACAGCCUGGAGACGAUGCCUCGCUUCGCCCUCUCCACUGACGAUGAGGCUGAGGUGGUUGUUUCGAAUCUUCGGAGGAUCAGAAUUCGCAGCAACAGCACAGGAGCCAAACACUCAUCCCCCAAAGAACCAGCCGGCCCUCGGCGCUUUGGUAACCAGCUGGAGACACCGGACAGACAGAGGCUUCCCUGUGGAGGGAAGGUUCCCAAGUCUGCCUCUGUCUCAGCCCUGUCUCUCAUCAUCACUACAGAUGACUCACCUGGUGGCCUCCAGCCCAGUCCCAUCUCCCCACGGUCGCUGUCCUCCAACCCCUCGUCCCGUGACUCCUCACCCAGUCGGGAUCUGUCACUCAGCCCCGGCAGCCUGAGGCCGCCAAUCAUCAUCCACACUUCAGGGAAGAAGUAUGGCUUCACCCUGCAGGCCAUCCGUGUCUACAUGGGCGACAGCGACGUCUACACGGUGCAUCACAUGGUGUCGAGUGUGGAGGAUGGCAGCCUGGCUCACCAGGCAGGUCUUCGCACUGGAGACCUGAUCACACAUGUGAACGGAGAGUCUGUCCAAGGCCUGGUCCACCCCGAGAUGUUAGAGCUGUUACUGAAGAGUGGGAGCAAGGUGACGCUUCAGACCAUAGCACUAGAGAACACAUCAAUCAAAGUCGGUCCGGCUCGAAAGACUAAACACAAAGGCAAGAUGGCUCGCCGCAGCAAGAAGAGCAAGAAGAGAGAUAAUUAUGACAGGCGACGCAGCAUCUUGAAGAAGCUGUCCAAGCAGAGCACAGUGAUGCACAGCAGUCGCAGCUUCUCCUCAGGUCUCCACCACUCAGUUUCCUCCAGCGAGAGUCUUCCAGGCUCCCCGACACACAGCCUCUCUCCCGGCCCCUCCACGCCCUGCCGAAGCCCUGCACCCGACCAUCAGGCCUUUGAAAAUAACUCCCCUCAGAGCACAUCUCCUUGCUCCAGUUCUCCCAGUUCCCCUGCCGCACACAUACGGCCCAGCUCGCUCCACGGCCUGGGCUCCAAACUCAGCACACAGCGCUACACCAAGGUGGGCCGCCGGAAGUCAACCAGCAACAUCCCCCCUUCUCCACUUGCCUGUAAUUCCUCCUCAUCCUCCAACCAGCCCCUUUCUCCACAGCGCUCACCCUCCCCACUCCCGGGCUUUGCCAAAACUCUUCACUCCUACCAUGGCAAAACCCUGUCGCCACCUACUAUCGUUAGACACAUUGUCCGGCCCCGCAGCGCCGAGCCGCCUCGAUCUCCUCUGCUCAAGAGGGUCCAGUCGGCUGAAAAGCUGUCUGGAGUGUAUCAUGCUGAUAAGAAGUCAUACACUCCCCGCAGGCACACGCUGGAAGUGCCGUUUUAUGGUGAAGGGGAGCUGCUGGGUGACUCUGAAGUAGAGGGGGCCUGUGGAGGCUCCCAUAUCGGGGUCGACUACAGCAGGCUUGGCAGUUACACUGGUAGCCAGAGGAUCUGGGACUCUGGGAUAGACCGGUCAGAGCAGCUGGUCGUGAUGCGAAAGCUCAACCUGUCAGAGCGGCGAGACUCCUUUAAGAAGCAGGAGGCGGUGCAGGAGGUGAGCUUUGAUGAGCCAGAUGAGAAAACCAGCACCACGGUUACAGUGACCACCACAGCCCCGGGAGAACAAACACAACCCCAGCAGCAGCACAGGAUGGCCUGGAUGCUCGCUCGACCACAAACCAGCGAGGAAGUGGAGCUGCAAGUGCCGGUGGUGAGGAGGUUUACCCUGGUGCCCCAGAUCGCUGUGCAGGGCUCGACGGAGAGCGAGGAGCAGGAUGAGUGGGAGCCGUGUUCAGACGGAGAGGACACCAACGACACGCCUGAACUGGAAGUUGUCGUCACUCCAUCUCAGCAACAGGCAGGACGUCUGCACAAUGACAACAGCUGCAGUCAGGCAGCAGAAACCACUUCCACCGGUCCUCAAGUUGGACCAUCAACAAAAAAGACUGAGUGUAAUGAGGAAACUCCACAAAAAGGGCAUCUGAGAAAGUAACAGCUCACCACUGUACUCACUUCAACUACUCAAAUCUUUCUUUCACAUGUUUCAAGGGUGACAUCAGUUAUUGCUGAGGGAAAACUAACAGGUAAGGAGGGACCUGCUGGGAGACUCUGAAAGAUUUUACUUGAAUUUUUCUAUUGUAAAUAUUUGCCUCAAGGCAUUGCAGACCCUCCGGUCUUAUUUAUUACAUUUGUAAACUAUGAUGAGUUAGUGACAGGAAAAGAGGGAAGUUCUCAUUGGUUGAAUAGCCAAGGUUCAUAAUUUUUGUAUCCAUAAAAUGUGGUUUUAUGUCCUUUGACUGGAUUUUUUUUUUUUUUUUUUUUUUUUAAUAAAUGUCUAUUUUUUUAAAUAAAUCGCGGUACGCAGUAGUACCCAGUAGUUCCCUGUAUGCUGGGGAUAAUUGUUGUAGGACCAAAAGGUACGAGAAGUAAUUUUAGAAGCUGAAGUUGUGUUUAAUUGUUGUUGGGUUUUUUUCUCCUUGUCAGUGUCAGUUUAGACCUGAGCAGUGCAGCUUCCAAUAGUGUAAUACUACAUUGAUCUUAAUCUAUAUUAACCUAAGAAUGGCCUUUGGUUCACACUGUGAGCAACAUGGUUGAUGGUCAAUUGUCAGCCAGACUCUUGCAGUUGUAUCUACUAUAUAUAUAUACUACUCUGCAUAUUUCAGGCCAAUCUUCAUUUUGCUGCUUUGCUCUGGCCUUUCAUAGCACUACAUCCUUUAGAAGGGUAAACAUAGAAACUACCAGGCCCUAAUUAGGCUUCAGAAAAAAGAAACUACUCAAGAUUUACAGUUGUACAAAACUGGAAAGUUUUGCACAGCUGGAAUUCUUCCAUUUUGCACUUGUCAGAUACAGCUGUUGCUCAUGAAACAAUCAAAUGGAUAAGGAAAAAAAAAAGCAGUGCUGAUUUGCACUUGUCUGGUAAUUGAAGACAACAAUGAAAAGAGUAGCUGUGACCGACGCUUUCUGAAUUUCUCACCUUAGUUAUACCAGUAGGACUUCCGUUGAACAGCCGAUCAUGUUCUUUGCAGUGUGAAUUCAUGGUCAUAGCAUUGUUGUUUCCAUAUAGAGCGCAGGGUAAUAUUUGCAAAUCACACUGACAAGUACAAUCUGUUAUGAAGACAUUAUGAAGUCGACUCAAAAAGGGUGUUGUGUGCCAUGAUGUCAGUGCCGUGUUCGCUCUAAGCCAUAUCUUUGAAGACUGAAAUGUUGUUUGAAAUCAUUUGUGUUUGUAUCUGUGUAUGGAAACUCUCACUGUGUGAAGUAUCUCCACAAUCUCAACACCAUCUUGUGUGAAAAAUGAGAGUAUUAAGCUCUGGAUGUUGCAGAAGAUGAAACACUCUGCUCUUUGGCUACUUGAUGUAAAGUUAGUGUGAUACCACAUCAAAGAGGUAUCACAGACUUAGUUUUUGUUUUUCUUCCUGUUCAACUUUUAACCUUGUAAAACACUGAUUCAGGACGGCUCUGCAUCUUGCUGUAAUAACUUGUUGUGUUCAAAGCAUGCAUCUCGCAGGAAAAACAGUGAGCAGCCAAAUCAAGCUCUACGUCUUCUUCAGAGCCUGGAGGGAAUCACAGGAGUAGCUUUUGUUUGCUUAAAACAUUUUGGGGUUGAUGCUUUCCUUACUGGUAGUAACCUGGAGAAGUGUUGGAUCCUUGUGUAUUUUUGGAGUAUUUUUUUUUUCCUGAAACUGUAGCUUUCGUCUUUGUUUAUUCACUUGAGCAUGUGGGAGACACCAUGCCUAAAUGACCUGUUCCUACUUAAUUAAUUGUGUAGUGAUGUUUACAUGAGGGGGUGGGGGCACUAAUGUAUUUUGACAUGAAUUUUGUACCAUAACUGAAUGUGGAAGGGAAACUAGAAAGAGGGACACACUUACAUCGAAUCCAAACCCAGGGCUUGUUUGAACAAAUGUUUUAUGUCUUUGUAUUGUACAAAUAUUGAUGUAUAUUUUGAUAACAAGGCUGUGUAUAAUUCCAAAUGUGUUGAAGGACAUGAUAUGCACAAUGACAAUGACAAUUUGUGGCACCAGGGGUUUUGGGAAGUUUGUCUGGAGAGGCUGUUUUUACAGAACGCCUUGUUGGGAUUCAGAAAAGUAUUUCACAUCCAGCGCAGACUGGAUGUACUUUACAUUUUUUCCAGUACAGAGAUGGAGUUUUGAGUUUAUUUGUCUUAUUUGUCAGUAGCUGUGUGCUGUUGCUGGCGUUUAUACUGGCUUUCAAUGAGUCUUUCUUUAUAAAGCAUCAGAAUUGUUGAUGUUUUUACUUAAUAGAGUACUCCACCGAUUUAACGUUGCACUCUUAUAACAAUGUCAGACUCACAAUGAACAGUUGUUGUGUUUUGUUGUUGUUUUUUUUUUUUUAUAAAGGAUGAAACACCGAUGCAGCAGAAUCAGAGAUAUUCUCUUUUUUUGUAUUCUUGUUCUUUGUUUAAACCUGGCGCCUACAUUAACCAAAAUGCAAUUCAACCACCAACGGUUCAGUCGGAGAUUUGGGUGUGUUAUGCUAAUAGAGGCUAAUGAAGUCUCGAGCCGUUAUCCUCAAGCAGACUCAACACUCAUAUUUUUUUAUUAUUAUUUCACUGCUAGUAGUCUUUUGAAAGUUUAAAUUAAUUUACCAGAUCUUAUGAAGCUUCCUCUGAGCCACAAAAGACUUUUUUCCACAUAUGCAGUAAUGUCUCCCAAGACAUGUAGAUUUUAUUGUGUAAAAUCGGUGGAGUUCCCCUUUAAGUCUCCUGUCCUCCAAAAAAAAAAAAAAAAAAAUCCAUGAAUCUCAUGAUGAGGACUUUACAGAAUCCUGUUGUUGUGUCAGUGAACAGCACGGACAAAGUGCGUCACUUAGGUUAUUUUUGCAGUCUGACAGAAUUGUUUACAAUGAACAAACAUGCUAUGUACUGUACAAACAUUUUAUAUCCUGUGGCUGUAUAAGAUGAAUCGACCCUCUUUGAUACCAUGAAAGAAAGCUACACUCAUAGAAGUUACAUAUCUGUUUUUGUUUUGUUCUUUUCAAACGGAUCUUAAAAGAGUAAUUUAGCACCAAGCUGGAAAGCAGGAAGUUUACAGUAUUUACAUGCACUUAAGUAACAGGGUUAUCGUCAGCAUGUUGAUAUCUGGACCAGGUACACAUUUAAUCUAGUUUGAAAUGAACAUCUGCAUGACAAAGACCUUAAAUACAGAUGGUAAUGCUGCAGCAAGAUAAAUAAGAACAAUGUUACUUUAGUGAUGUGCUCUUACAGGUCAGACAAACUUAACAGCUGAUUUAACAUCUGUAAAAAUUCAGACACAUUUGUACAGUUAGUACUCGAAAAUGUAUUGUAAAAAGGGAUACAGGAUAUCAUUAAUACACUUCAAAUAUACCAGUCUUUGUUCUAAAAUAUGGCAGAAGGUUUGGGAGAAAUCUUCAGAUUACUGACCAGCUGCAUGUCAGCAUCAUGCAUGUACUCCUGAUUUCUCUUUAACAACCUGGCUUCUUAUGUGAAUGUAAAUAUAGUCAUCACUUUACUGAUCUCUUCUGAUUGAAAGUUAAUGUCUGUUGCACCUGUAGUGCAGUGAUGUCACACAAGUAAAGGUGAGCGCUUCUCAGCUGGUGUUAAGAUACUCUUUAGGGGCAAACUGGCAGUUCAAACUGUUGUACAUGUGCACGUGUUUCUUCUGUUCAGUGCAUGCUGCAUGAGACAAGCACACAUCUGUAAUACUUGAUUGCAUGGUAUACCGGCGUUGUCGCCCUGUACUGUGUUUUCUUGUGCAACAAAUAAAAUUUGUAUUUCUCUUUGA
Molecule: messenger RNA, 8511 nt
Organism: Thunnus maccoyii (southern bluefin tuna)
Lineage: Eukaryota; Metazoa; Chordata; Actinopteri; Scombriformes; Scombridae
Gene: mast3b
Product: microtubule associated serine/threonine kinase 3b
Exons: 26
Coding region: 339-4742 (1467 amino acids)
Biological process (GO): intracellular signal transduction; peptidyl-serine phosphorylation
Molecular function (GO): magnesium ion binding; protein serine/threonine kinase activity; protein binding
Source: RefSeq, a predicted model, not a curated record